AUGGCCGCUCCCCUGCGCAACCGCGCCGGCGACAGCCGCAGCCCCUACGUCCAGGCCCUCGCCUCGAGCCCCGUCAUGUGGCAGCUGCUCGACAGCGAGGCCGUCGACCGCGCCCGCGCCGAGAACAAGCCCAUCUUCAUGAACAUCGGCUUCCGCGCCUGCCACUACUGCCGCCUGACCAUCCACGAGUCCUUCUCCCACCCCGCCGUCGCCGCCAUCCUCAACAAGUCCUUUGUCCCCAUCGUCGUCGACCGCGAGGAGAGGCCCGACGUCGACGCCGUCUACUGGAACUACAUCCAGACCCUCAACAGCAACGCCGGCUGGCCCAUCCACGUCUUCCUCACCCCCGACCUCGAGCCCGUCUUUGGCGGCACCUACUGGCCCGCCCCCGGUUCCGCUUCCAACGCCUCCGGCGGCAGGGUCAGCGAGGAGGAGGGCACGCUCGACUUUCUCGGCAUACUGAAGAAGUUGCAGCAGUCGUGGGAGGACCGGGAGGCUCAGUGCCGCGCAGAGGCCAAGGACACCGUCGUCAAGCUCCAGAAGUUCGCCGCUGAGGGUACUCUCGGGGCACGCCGCCGUGCCGCCAAGCCAGCCGCGACGACGACGACGACUACGACGACGACGUCUUCUGCUGGCGAGUCAGCAGCAACCGGUGCUGCUGCUGCAGCAGGCACCGCCGACCCCAAGCCCUCGAUCGCCAGCGACCUCGAGCUCGACCUCGACCAGCUCGAGGAGGCCUACACGCAGCUGGCCGGCACCUUUGACAGCGCCCACGGCGGCUUCGGCUUCCUGCCCAAGUUCAUCACGCCCGCCAAGUUCUCCUUCCUGCUGCGCCUCGCGCGCUUCCCCGCCGCCGUGCGCGACGUCGUCGGCGACAAGGAGGUCGCCCAGGCGACGCAGAUGGCCCUGCACACGCUGCGCCGCAUCCGCGACGGCGCCGUGCGCGACCACGUCGGAGCCGGCUUCGCGCGCUACAGCAUCACCGAGGACUGGACCCUGCCCACGUUCGAGAAGAUGGUCGCCGACAACGCCCACCUGCUCAGCCUCUUCCUCGACGCCUGGCUGUCCGCGGCCGACGAGGACGGGAGGCAGCCCGCCAGGGACGGCGAGUUCGCCGACGUCGUCCUCGAGCUCGCCGACUACCUCACCAGCGCGCCCGUGCUCAACCCCGACGGCAGCUUCGCCACCAGCGAGGCGGCCGACUCGUUCUACCGCCGCGGCGACCGCGAGAUGCGCGAGGGCGCCUACUACAUGUGGACGCGGCGCGAGUUCGACGCCGUCGUCGGCCAGCCCGGCCGGGGCGAGUCCGCCACCGACGGCGAGACGGCGAGCGCCGUGGCCGCCGCGCACUGGAACGUGCUCGAGCACGGCAACGUCGAGCAGGAGUUCGACCCGGACGACGAGUUCAUCAACCAGAACGUGCUGUACAUGGUCAAGGACGCCGCCGAGCUGGGCCGCCAGUUCGGCCUGUCCCCGGCCGAGGUGCGCGCCGUGCUGGCCUCGGCACGCCGCAAGCUCCGCGCCCACCGCGAGCGCGAGCGCGUGAGGCCCGACGUCGACGCGAAAGUGGUCACGGCGUACAACGGCAUGGUCAUCGCGGCGCUGGCGCGGGCGGGCGCUGCCCUCGCGCGGACGGGCGUCGACAAGAGCGCUGGGGAGCGCUACAUCCAGGCCGCGGCCGCGGCCGCCCGGUUCCUGCGGGACAACCUGUGGGAUGCCGAGGGAGCGGUCCUGUAUCGGAUGUACCACGGCGGAGGGCGUGCGGAUACCAGGGGCUUCGCGGACGACUACGCCUUCCUGAUCGACGGGCUGCUGGAGCUGUACGAGGCGACGGGCGAGGCGGAGUGGCUGCAGUGGGCGGACCAGCUUCAAAAGAACCAAAUAUCCCUCUUCUACGACCACCCCGCCCCGGCAAGCAGCACCGCCGGCUCCCGGCCCUCCACCGCCGCGGGCCAGGAAUCCUCCUCCUCCUCCUCCUCGGCCACCCACUCAGCCAGCGGCGCCUUCUACUCCACCCCCGACCCCGCACAGGCGCCGCACGUCAUCCUCCGCCUCAAGGACGGCAUGGACACGACGCAGCCGUCCACCAACGCCGUCUCGGCGUCCAACCUGUUCCGCCUCGGCGGCCUGCUCGGCGACGGCGACGACGGUGACGACGGCGAGUACACGCGCCUCGCCGUCGAGACGGUCCACGCCUUCGAGGUCGAGAUGCUGCAGCACCCCUGGCUGUUCCCGGGCCUGCUGUCGGGCGUCGUGAGCGCGCGGCUCGGCGGCCGGCGGUUCGCGCUCUGUGGCGGCGGCGACGGCGCGGAGGGCGGGGAGCUGGUUGCGCGGUACUUUGCGCUGCCGCGGGGCGGGCUGAGGAGUCUGCUUACCCUUGGCGGGGACAAGGAGAAGCAGAAGCAAGGGGAGUGGUUGGAGGAGAGGAGUACGGGGCUCGGGGAGCUGCUGGGCGGAGAGAGGAAGGGGCUGUUUGUCUUUGAGGAUGGCAAGUGGCGCAAGGCUACGGCCAAGGACUUUGAGGAGGUUUGA
Molecule: messenger RNA, 2532 nt
Organism: Thyridium curvatum
Lineage: Eukaryota; Fungi; Ascomycota; Sordariomycetes; Thyridiales; Thyridiaceae
Exons: 2
Coding region: 1-2532 (843 amino acids)
Biological process (GO): carbohydrate metabolic process
Source: RefSeq, a predicted model, not a curated record